Molecule: messenger RNA, 5676 nt
Organism: Habropoda laboriosa
Lineage: Eukaryota; Metazoa; Arthropoda; Insecta; Hymenoptera; Apidae
Gene: Dscam2
Product: Down syndrome cell adhesion molecule-like protein Dscam2
Exons: 29
Coding region: 16-5676 (1886 amino acids)
Biological process (GO): axon guidance; cell-cell adhesion
Cellular component (GO): plasma membrane; axon
Molecular function (GO): protein binding
Source: RefSeq, a predicted model, not a curated record
GGUCCCAGUUUCGUGAUGGAGCCGCCGUCGAGGGUGGAAUUUUCAAAUUCGAGCGGCGCCUGGCUGGACUGCACCGCUACUGGAAGCCCUCCGCCCAACAUCGAUUGGUCGACCGCGGACGGACAUCCGGUGAACGACGUACCGAGCGUACGGAGGGUGCUCAGGAACGGCACGUUGGUCCUUUUGCCGUUUGCGGCCGCCGCGUUCCGGCAGGAUGUGCACAGCGCGGCCUACAGAUGUGUGGCGAGCAAUUCCGUCGGCAGAGUGCUCAGCCAUGAUGUGCAGGUCAGGGCAGUGGUGGCCCAGGCAUACAAAGUCGACGUGGAAGUGGUCGAAGGUGCAUCGAGGGGCUGCACCGCAGUGUUACGAUGCGUCGUUCCUAGCUUCGUGAAAGAUUUGGUGCGCGUAGUGUCCUGGUUACAGGAGCCCUCAUUCUACAUUUAUCCUUCUCUGCAAGGAGACGGAAAGUUCCACCUUCUGCCUACCGGCGAUCUUCUGGUCCACAGCCUCGAGUUCAGCGAUCAGAUACACGGUUACAGAUGUCGAACGAUGCAUCGUCUCACGAGACAGGUGGUCGUCAGUUCCGUGGCGAACAUCAGGAUAGCAGAUCACAGAGGGGUGAUGCCUCCGGUGAUCCUUGAAAGCUCCGGCGUGGUUCACGUCGCUCAAGAUGAAUCAACGUCGUUAGUCUGCGUGGCGAAGGCCUGCCCUACUCCCGAAUAUCGAUGGUACGCACAAACCGGUUCCGAGCCAAUGCUGGUACUUUCUGGACCAAGAACCAGACUGCUCGGAUCCGUGCUGGCCCUCGAAGCUGUGACGCUGGAAGACAGCGAUACCUAUCGAUGCUCCGCUUCUAAUCCUGGUGGCGAAGCUAGCGCAGAAAUUCGGCUCAUCGUGACCGCUCCAUUGCACGUAGAAGUAACGCCACCGUUGCUGAGUGUCCACUUAGGGGGUAACGCUGAAUUUACAUGCGAGGUCAGCACACAUCCACAGGCUGGACCACACUUUAUUACCUGGUACAAGGAUGGUCGCCAGCUUCCGGGAACCGGCAGACAAUCGAAAUUAUUGAGACUGAACGGCAUCAGCAGGGAAGAUCGUGGAAUGUAUCAAUGUAUAGUCAGACGAGGGGAAAGUGACACUGCACAGGCCUCGGCGGAACUACAAUUGGGCGAUGCGCCACCGAUGCUCCUCUACUCGUUCAUCGAGCAAACGUUGCAACCGGGACCAGCUGUAUCCUUGAAGUGCUCCGCCGCUGGGAAUCCAACACCGCAGGUCUCCUGGGCCUUGGAUGGCUUUCCAUUGCCCAUCAACGGAAGGUUCGUCAUUGGUCAAUACGUGACAGUCCACGGCGAUGUCAUCUCGCACGUCAAUAUCAGCCACGUGAUGGUCGAGGACGGAGGGGAAUAUUCUUGCACCGCCGAGAAUCGGGCUGGAAAAGUCACUCACGCCGCUCGACUCAACGUUUACGGUCUUCCGUACAUUCGACUGAUUCCAAAGGUAACAGCCGUCGCCGGAGAGACUCUACGCUUGAAGUGUCCAGUAGCCGGCUACCCUAUCGAAGAGAUCAAGUGGGAACGAGCGAAUCGCGAGCUGCCGGACGAUCUUCGGCAGAAAGUGCUCACGGAUGGUACUUUGGUCAUCACGAGCGUGCAGAAGAAAGGGGACGCAGGAGUGUACACCUGUUCGGCGAGGAACAAACAGGGACACAGCGCGAGAAGAUCAGGAGACGUCGCAGUGAUCGUUCCUCCCAAAAUUAGCCCAUUCACGGCAGAUCGUGAUCUCCAUCUCGGCGAACGAACCACGUUGACUUGCUCAGUGACAAGGGGCGAUCUGCCGUUGUCGAUCUCGUGGCUAAAGGAUGGACGAUCGAUGGGACCGUCGGAGCGAGUCAGUGUCACCAAUAUGGACCAGUACAAUAGCAUACUGAUGAUUGAAAGUUUAUCUCCAGAUCACAACGGCAACUACUCGUGCGUGGCCCGUAAUCUGGCCGCAGAGGUAUCACACACGCAGCGGCUUGUGGUUCAUGUGCCUCCGCGAUGGAUCGUCGAGCCCACGGACGUCAGCGUCGAGAGAAACAAACACGUUGCUCUACAUUGUCAAGCGCAGGGUGUGCCUACGCCUACCAUCGUUUGGAAAAAAGCCACGGGAAGUAAAUCCGGUGAAUACGAGGAGUUGCGGGAACGGGCGUACACGAAAAUCCUCAGCAACGGUACGCUGUUAUUGCAACACGUGAAAGAAGACAGAGAAGGAUUUUAUCUCUGUCAAGCUAGCAACGGCAUUGGUAGCGGUAUCGGGAAGGUGGUCCAGCUGAAAGUAAACUCAUCUCCAUAUUUCGCGGCACCGUCGAGACUCGUCACCGUGAAGAAAGGCGACACCGCGACGUUGCAUUGUGAGGUGCACGGCGACACGCCAGUCACCGUCACUUGGCUGAAAGGCGGAAAAAUUGAGUUAAAUCCCUCGACGAACUAUCGGGUCACGGUGAAACGAGAGGUGACACCAGACGGUGUGAUAGCACAGCUGCAGAUUUCUUCCGCGGAAGCGUCUGACAGCGGCGCCUAUUUCUGUCAGGCGAGCAAUCUUUACGGUCGUGAUCAGCAACUGGUGCAACUCCUCGUGCAAGAGCCACCGCAGCCGCCAAAUUCCUUAGAAACAGCAAUGGUUGCCAGUCGAAGUAUCAACGUGAAGUGGCAGCAUAAAUCCCAAGACACCAGCGAAGUGACUAAAUACAUUCUUCAGUACAAAGAAGGCAACGCUGGAAUGUGGCAACAGCAAGAAUUCACCGGACCACCUUUACCAUACGCUGCAUUGAUAGACGAAUUAAAACCAGCGACCAGAUACACGAUACGCGUAAUAGCUGAAGGUCCGGCAGGUAGAUCAGUGCCCUCGGCGGAACUGAUUGUCAGGACCGAGCCACAAAGACCGGCUGGACCCCCGAUUAAUCUUGCAGCCAGGGCUCUGUCCUCCUCUGAAAUUUUAAUCACUUGGUCGCCACCGUUGCCUGAACUCCGACACGGUGACAUCCAAGGGUUCAAUGUUGGCUAUAGGGAAACAAGCUCGGUGAAUCUCUCGUACAACUUCAGCUCCGUGUCCGGGGACGGAGAAGAAGGGGGUGCAGAACUUCGUCUAACAGGUCUUCGACCCUACACAAAGUACACUUUGGUGGUUCAAGCGUAUAAUCAAGUCGGAUCUGGACCACUUUCUGAACCUUUGCUCACGCAAACGCUGGAAGACGUGCCAAGUAUGCCACCCAAAGACGUGAGAUGUGCUGCGUUAACUUCGCAAUCUCUUCAAGUAUCCUGGCAGCCGCCGCCUAACACGCAAAGCAACGGUAUUAUUCAGGGGUACAAAUUGCACUACGAACCAAUCUUGGCAGACAUAUGGCGCAGCGUCGACGAAAUGGAAGUGCGCAAGACCAGCGCUUUAACCACUGUCCUCACAGGAUUAAGAAAAUACACCAAUUACACCAUUCAAGUAUUAGCUUUCACGAGAGUUGGAGACGGAAUACCGACGACGGUGACUUACUGUCAAACAGAGGAAGAUGUGCCAGGUUGUCCAGCAGAUAUAAAAGUAGUAGUUAGCUCGCCACAAGCCCUCUUCAUCUCCUGGCUUCCUCCCUUGGAACCAAAUGGAAUUAUCACAAAAUACAAUCUGUAUACAAGAAUCGUAGACGGUCGUGAGGAACUGAAUCACGGUAAAAGAACACUGCCAGCAACGAGCACAUAUUUCGAAGCGACUGAUUUACAACAACACGUAGAAUAUCAAUUUUGGGUGACCGGUAGCACCCGUGUAGGAGAAGGUCAAAGUUCCAAAGUGGCUGAACAGGUACCGACGAAUCGGGUACCAGCUAGAAUCACGUCUUUCGGGGGUCACGUAGUGAGACCGUGGAGAGGAUCUGCUACUUUAGCUUGUAACGCGGUUGGAGAUCCUACUAGAGAGUGGUACAAGGGGCUGGCUGAACAAAUUCGUACAGACACGACGAGAAAUAUACAGAUCUUGCCUUCUGGAGAGCUCGUGUUGUCGAAUUUGCAAUCACAGGACGGUGGAAAUUAUACCUGCCAGGUGGAGAACGCUCAGGGAAGCGACAAGUUGCACUACACGUUGACUGUGCAAGUACCACCUAACGCUCCAGUUCUUUAUGUAACAAGUUCUACGUCGAGCAGUGUUCUGUUGCAUUGGAAACCAGGACACACUGGUGGUGCUCCACUUACAGGCUACACGUUGCACUAUCGGACGACUCAUGGUAAUCUGGAUGAAUUACAACUGUCUCGUCAUGCCACCAGUCACGAAUUAAAGGGUCUUCUCUGUGGUAACACAUACCAACUAUACUUAACGUCUCACAACAAAAUUGGAAGCAGCCCAUCGUCACCGGUCCUCUCGGUUCGAACUCAGGGCCAGGCACCAGGUAUACCUCCAGCUGCAGCUUUCCUCAGUCCAAACUCAACCACUCUAGUUCUUCGACUUCACGUGUGGCCUGACAAUGGCUGCCCGAUCCUCUACUUCGUGAUACAGUACAGGCCCAUCAACGAAUUCCACUGGACGUUAGUGUCGAACAGCGUGAAAAUGCAACGGCGGUUCGUCGUGACGAAUUUGCAACCGAGCUCGGUUUACCAGCUGAAAGUCGAGGCUCACAAUGUGGCUGGUAGCAAUCAGGCGGAAUUUACGUUCGUAACGUUGACGAAGGAAGGCGAACUCUCGAAACGCGGGAUUGCUUCAGCGGUUCCAUUCUACGCGGACGUGAAAGUGAUGCUGCCACUGAUCGUGGCCACCCUUGCACUAGUCGUCGCUGUGGUGAUCGUAGCCCUUCGCUGGCGAAGCAGAUAUCUCGGUGAGAGAAUGCAACGUGCCAUGAAAGAGUCCCAGGAGAACCAACAGAACGCAGAGACGCAAAGGGAACGUUACUACGCGACGAUUCACAAGGUGGCUUUACAACAAGCGGCGAAUACGGGCGGAGGGCCCGACAAGAUUCCAGAGACAGCGGAGGACAUCUCUCCGUACGCUACGUUCCAGCUUUCGGAGGGUGGCGGGGGAAGCCUGGCAGGGCUGGGAGGGCUGGGAGGACUGGGAAGCGCGGCGGAAGCUUCAGCGGCCGGCCUCCACCCGAACAACACUCUUCUACACAGUUUCAUGUAUCACGAGCACGCCAUGACCGAAGGGUGCGCCAGUCCUCCACCUGCCGCGGCGAGCAUGAAGAGCGUUUCGUCGAGGAGACGGCAGCAGAGAAAGCAACAAACUCCGGGCGACGUCGAGAGCGACGAGAGCGAGUCUGACCCGGAUCAACUUACGAGUUCUCGCACGGAGUCUUCCAACCAGCUGGACGCUGGAAAACUAAAACACAUUCGGGCCGUUUCCGAUUUCAUUUACCACGGUACGUCGAGCACUUCUUCAGACAUCUCACCCAUGUCAGAGCAGAAGUCACUACCUCGAAGAGGACGAUCUAGCAGGAGCUCACUACGCACACUAUUACCGCCGAUAUCGGUCGCGGAGACCACGUUCGUAGGAGGCAAUCAGGGGAACGUGGUGCCAGGUAACGGCGAUCGUUCCGAUCGGCCGGAGCUCAGCGAAGCUGAGUGCGACAUUGACUCCUUGAAGAAGCUGAAACUCGGAUUGAGGAGCUCCCUAUGGUCAAGGCCAAGCACCCAAAAUAAUCCUUCCUCCGAUUAUUCAAUCGCCGUUUAA